Molecule: messenger RNA, 3857 nt
Organism: Papilio machaon (common yellow swallowtail)
Lineage: Eukaryota; Metazoa; Arthropoda; Insecta; Lepidoptera; Papilionidae
Gene: Tnks
Product: poly [ADP-ribose] polymerase tankyrase
Exons: 26
Coding region: 107-3706 (1199 amino acids)
Molecular function (GO): NAD+ poly-ADP-ribosyltransferase activity; protein binding
Source: RefSeq, a predicted model, not a curated record
UGAAAGCAGCUGUACAUGUAUCGUACGUGUUUUCAUUUGAUUGUUAUUUUAUCAAAAAUGGUAGUGAUCCGGUGUUGACAAUAAUCAUAGAUGUGAUAAACGAAACAUGUCCAGCCGGCGUUCGUUGCUCGGUUCGGCUUUGGAUGCUUUACCAGCACCAACGGACCCACUUCGGGAGUUGUUCGAAGCUUGCAAGACAGGGGACGCAAGUCGAGUGAAAAAGUUGAUUACACCACAAACUGUGAACGCUAGAGACACAGCUGGUCGUAAAUCAACGCCGCUACACUUCGCUGCAGGUUACGGGCGCAGGGAAGUAGUGGAACUACUAAUCGCAGGUGGCGCGGCACUACAGGCUAGAGAUGAAGGGGGACUGCAGCCAUUACAUAAUGCCUGCUCCUUUGGACAUGCGGAUGUUGUCAGAGCUCUGCUGACGGCCGGAGCGCCCCCUGCGGCGAGGGAUAACUGGGGCUACACCCCAUUGCAUGAGGCGGCUGCUAAAGGAAAAGUGGAUGUUUGUAUAGCGCUCCUUCAACAUGGAGCUGACCCAAACAUACGGAAUACAGAAGGAAAAACCCCAUUAGAUCUCGCAGAUGCAGCUACAAGACCAGUACUUACAGGCGAGUAUUGUGCUGCGGAUGUACUAGAGGCGGCGCGAGCGGGCGCCGAUGAGCGUCUCGCGGCGCUACUGACUCCACUUAACGUUAACGUACACGCUGGUGACGGACGUCGCUCAACACCUCUGCAUCUCGCCGCUGGAUACAACCGCGCUCGUGCUGUAAGAUUACUGCUGCAAAGAGGGGCUGAUGUUCAUGCUAAGGAUAAAGGAGGUCUGGUACCACUACACAAUGCGUGUUCGUAUGGUCACUACGAGGUGACAGAGCUCCUUGUACGAGCCGGUGCUGAUGUUAACGCGACUGAUUUAUGGGCCUUCACACCACUACAUGAAGCUGCCAGUAAAGCUAGGCUUGAGGUAUGUUCACUAUUGUUGAGUGAGGGGGCGGACCCCACUCUGCUCAAUUGCCACGGGAAAUCCGCAUUAGAUGUCGCCCCCACUAGAGAACUGCAGGAGAGAUUGGCCUUUGAAUAUCGAGGACAUUGUCUGUUGGAAGCGUGUCGUUUGUCGGAGCCGGCGAGAGUUAAAAAGCAGUUAACUACGUCUACACAAAUACAGCAAUGCGUAUCUCGCGAGGGUUGUGGACAGUCUCGGGGUGGGGGUGGGGGUGUGUGUGGGGGUGAGGAUACAGAAGCGCUGGUCAACUUCUCACACCUCAGUACUGGAGAUCGGCCGCUGCAUUGCGCCGCUGCUAGUGUUUAUCCUAAAAGGAAGCAAGUGAUGGAGAUUCUAAUCAGGAAAGGUGGUAGGGUUAAUGAGAAGAAUAAGGAGGGUCAGACCCCCUUACACGUUGCAGCAGAACAUGCUCAUCUUGAUGCAAUGGAUCUGUUACUAAGACAUGGUGCAAAAGUGAACGCGUGUGACUCUCGCGGCGAGAGCGCGCUGUGCGUGGCCGCGCGGCGAGACUCUGCGGCUGCGUGCCGUUUGCUGCUCGCAUGCGGUGCGGAUGCGGCUCCUGAACGUAAUGAUACUGCUGAUUCUCACGAUACAGGUAGAUCUCCGGAUACGGCAAUACCCGAGGUCACUACUGAAUCUCUUGAUGCCCAAUACAUUGAUGCGUUUGCAAAAGCGGCAGCAUUACGUUUAUUGGAGGCGGCUCGUACUGGUGAUGUGGAGACAGCUCGUGCUCUGCUGGACUCCAGACCUCGGCUCGUCAACUGCAGAGAUGUGGAUGGCAGGCAUUCGACACCGCUUCACUUUGCCGCAGGAUACAACCGUCUCCCUCUCGCGCAGUUGUUGCUGCAGAGAGGGGCUGAUGUUCACGCUAAGGAUAAAGGGGGUCUGGUACCACUACACAAUGCAUGUUCAUACGGUCACUAUGAGGUGACGGAGCUCCUCGUAUCAGCUGGUGCUGGAGUCAAUGCGGCGGAUCUGUGGCGGUUCACACCAUUGCAUGAAGCCGCAGCUAAAGGCAAAGCGGAUAUAGUGAGAUUACUAUUAAAGCACGGUGCGGACCCUACGCGUCGUAACCGCGACGGCCUCACGCCGCUGCAGUUGGUGCGCGCCGGUGACUGCGACACGGCGGACGCGCUCCGCGGCGAUGCCGCGUUACUUGAUGCUGCUAAACGCGGUGACCUCGCUAGAGCCAAGAAAUUAAUCACAGCACAGAAUGUCAACUGCAGAGAUGCUCACGGUAGGAACUCAACGCCGCUACAUCUUGCCGCUGGGUAUAAUAACUUAGAAGUCGCGGAGGCGUUACUAGAAGCGGGGGCGGCUGUCUCCGCACGGGACAAAGGCGGGCUUGUACCUUUACAUAAUGCGGCGUCGUACGGACAUCUUGAAUUAGCAGCGUUACUAUUACGAGCCGGAACACCGCCCAAUGCCGCUGACAGAUGGGGUUUUACACCAUUGCAUGAAGCGGCGCAUAAAGCGCGCACACAGCUGUGCGCUUUACUGCUCGCACACGGCGCAGACCCGUUCCUAAAGAACCAAGAAGGUCAGACAGCGCUAGAGCUGGCGGGGGCUGAUGACGUGCGCUCGCUGCUGCAGGACGCGAUGACGGGCGCGCCCCCCGCCCCGCCCCGUCUGCCCAUACGACUGCCCUCCGGAGAGACUGCCACACUAGCGCCGCCUGUAAUGCCCAGCAACUACUGGGCGGAAGGUUCUCGAGGCAGUUUAGAGGACGCGGCCGGCAGACCAGCCUCCGCACUCUCUACCUCUGAGUCCUUACAGACCUUCCUCGCCAGGAUCGGUCUGGAACAAUUGUGGUGCGUGUUGGAACGAGAACAGAUCUCAGUGGACAUCUUGUCUGAGAUGUCGCACGAGGAUUUGCGUGCUGUAGGCGUGGCCGCGUAUGGACACCGACAUCGACUGAUCAAAGCCGCGAGACAAACUUUACAGGCACAGUCUGAGUACUACGGGGGCACGACGCUUGUGGAGGUUGUGCCGGAGGAGUGUGGGGGCGUGGCCGGCGGUGUUGGGGGCGUGGCCGGCGGUGUUGGGGGCGUGUCUGGGGGCGUGGUAGGGGGCGAAGGGGCGGGGUGCAGCGAGUACUCAAUGCUGGAGCGUGAGAUGCAGGACUCUGUACGCGCACAUCGCGACCACGUGGGGGGACAGUUCUCCAGAUAUCGUGUUGUUAGGAUACAAAAGAUAGUGAACGGUCGUUUGUGGGAGCGCUAUCAGCACAGACGUAACGAGGUCUCCGAAGAGGCGGGAGCACCCAACGAGCGUAUGCUCUUCCACGGCUCACCAUUCAUCAACGCCAUCGUACAAAAAGGCUUCGAUGAAAGACACGCUUAUAUCGGUGGUAUGUUCGGAGCUGGGAUAUAUUUCGCGGAGCACUCCUCUAAGAGUAACCAGUACGUGUACGGCUUCGGCGGAGGUUCCGGAUGUCCCGCUCACAAAGACCGCAGCUGUUAUCUCUGUCAUAGACAAAUGUUACUGUGUCGUGUAACACUGGGUCGGGCAUUCCAACUGUCGAGUGCAAUGAAGAUGGCGCACGCCCCGCCCGGACACCACAGUGUGGCGGGCAGACCCAGCCAUGGCGGACUCUGCUUCCCUGAAUACGUCGUAUACAGAGGAGAACAGGCCUAUCCCGAAUACUUAAUAACUUACCAGAUAGUCAAUGAAGAGAUCAGCACUGGAACAGCUUAACAUCUAAUGUUUUUGUGAUAGUUUUAUAAUGCAUUAUCUAUGCUCCAUAUGUCAAACAUGACAAACAUUUUGUCUGUGGUCGAAAUGUGAAACAGUAUUAAACUAUUUAUCUAUGCACGAAAUGAAACAAGACAUUUGAACAUUUUGUUUU